CGGGUUUUGCAGAGACAUCCGGAAAACGCAUCCAUGCGCCAGGGCCACUCCGCAUCCCGAAAUGCUUCUGACAACACAAAGCCUGGCUUCAAGGAGCUCCGAUAAGAAACCACACAUGCAAAUCGGCAUGGGUGCGUCAACACGGUUAUUUCGCUGUAUUUUGCGGAUGAGGCUUUGGAGCGCAGUUGUGCAAUGAGACAAUCGGGAAUGAUCAAGUAGACUUUAUUGAUACAUAAUCCGACAAUAUGGCUGAUCAGAGCAACAUCCAGUCUGCCGCCUCCAAGAGUAUCCGGCCCUUUAAAUCCAGUGAAGAAUACCUGUACGCCAUGAAGGAGGAUUUGGCUGAAUGGCUGAACACGCUGUAUGACUUAGAUAUCACUGCGGACACCUUUAUGGAGGGGCUGGAGACGGGCUGUGCCCUCUGUCGGCACGCCAACAACGUGAACCGCGCCGCGCAGGACUUCCAGAUGGAGUAUCCGGAGGCAGCACAGUCCAUGAAAGUGCCAUCCAAAGAUGUUGUCUUUCAGUCGCGCAAUGUUGUGGCCGGCUCGUUUGUGGCGCGGGAUAACGUGUCCAAUUUCAUCACUUGGUGCAGGCAGGAGCUCUGGAUCAAGGACGUCCUCAUGUUUGAGACCAACGACUUGGUGGAGAGAUGCAACGAGAAGAAUUUUGUUCUGUGUCUCCUUGAGGUGGCGCGACGUGGGUCCAAGUUUGGCAUGUUGGCCCCCAUGUUGAUCCAGCUGGAGGAGGAGAUCGAAGAGGAGAUCCGGGACCAGGAGAGCCUGCGGAUCGAUGCAAGGGAGCCAGCUGAGCAGAGCCCGCCCAGCAGGUGCUUCAGUCGCAAGGAGAGCAGUCAGAGUGUGGAGGAUGAAAUUGAACCUGAUCCAGAGCCGUUCAUCUGGCAGCAGAAGAGAGUUUUAUGUGACAUGCGAAAUUUGGAUGAAUUGGUGCGUGAGAUUCUGGGCCGAUGCUCCUGUCCAGCUCAGUUUCCUAUGAUCAAGGUGUCGGAGGGGAAGUACAAAGUGGGAGACUCCAGUGCACUGAUCUUCAUUAGGGUCCUUCGUACUCAUGUGAUGGUGCGUGUUGGAGGGGGCUGGGACACAUUAGAGCACUAUUUGGACAAGCAUGACCCGUGCCGCUGCGCUGCUUUUGCCCACCGUUACCACCAGGCUAAAGCCAGUGGCCAAGGUCAGGGCGGCCAGAGCAAGUCGUCGAGUGCCCACUCGUCCCGCUCCACUAGCCCAGGUCCACACUGGCGAAAUGAUGGCAUAGCUCCUUACAAGCCCCCAGACAGGCGCUCCAUGGAGCCCCCGUCUGCUCCAUGUGCCCCUUCCUCUGCCACACGGCCGGGCCGAUCUCAUAACACUUCUGUCCACACUGAGCCCGACUCCGGCGCAGCUCGUACUCUUCUCCCCCGGCCGCCACGAGACCGCUCAGAACCCCGCCACUUUAAUCCUCUCAGGAAUAAGGAGACAAUGUUGCCAGUGACAAGACGCCUAUCUGGAGACAGUGACUCCUCUACAGCGUCAUCUAAGGGAGGAGGAGGAGGAGGAGGAGGAGGAGGAGGAGGAGGAGGGGGAGGAGGGGGGCGGUACUCUCUUGGUGGUGCCUCACGUCGCUCUGGUGAAGAAGUAGUCUUGCUUGUCAACCGCAAGGAGGGGAAGCAUAUGAUUGAGAGGCCCGGAGCAGGAAGUCAGACCCCCUCCCUGCGUCCCUCACUGCCCCGUGCACGCAGUCAAUCUCGGGAUCGUGCUGCACUUGCUCCAAUACUCAAACCUAACCCACCACAAGGAUCCUCUGAUGGAGCGCGGACGUCUCGCACUGAGAGGGGGCGCUCCCUGGGAAACGAGGGCCCGAGGAGGCUUCAUGCUCCACGUUCACACAGCCAGAGUAAGUUACCUAGCCGUACUCGGUCCAGCGAUGCCAGCCCGAGUCCGGCUUCCUGCUACAGAGACCCUCAGCCCCCACCUUCAGACAGACGAGAGGACCUGCGGGUCAAACAAGUGCCCCCAUCCUCUCCCAGAGUAGGUGGUGGCUUCGCCAGGAGGCAGUCGUCCUCGUGCUCCAACUCACCUAUUAAAGGGGUCCAGAACAACACUAGCGGCCCCAGCAAAAAGACUAUCACUACUCCCAGACCUCCUGCCCCUCGCUCACCCUCCAUAGGAAAAGGUAGACUACUGCCACCGGUAACCUCAGGAGGUCGACGUUCACCACACUCAUCUCCCCGCAACUCUCACCAUCACCCCACUCGCUCCCCUCGGAUGUCACAGGGCCCCCGCUCUGCUGGGCGUGGCCACCAUAGGAACUGGCCCGGUCUGGAGCGCCAGGAGCCUGAGGAGGAAGGACUAGGCUUUGGCUUCCAGAUGCUGCCAACACUAGACCCCCAGAGGGAGCAGGACCUGUAUCGCAGCUUUGAGGCUGAGUUUCUGGCCAAUACACAGCAGGCUAGAGGAGGGUCUAGUAAAGCCCCAGGAGGAGCGAGCCUGCAGGGAGCUGGGACACAUUCAGUGCCAACACUCACUGAUCCUAAUGUCACUGACUCUGCCUAUUCCUCCUCUAACUCCUCCUCAUCCUCCCUGAAUGUGGGGGCAAAGAUAGGAACUCUGCCUGACCUCAGGGAAUCCAAGAGAAAUAAUCCCCGUCACUUCCCACUCGAGGACCCCUUACACUUACAUUAUGGACACAACUUUGGAGGACUACACAACUUUGGUCACGGAGAGCCUGAACACUGGGGGGAACGUGGAAUGGGUCUCAAGAAGUUGCCAGCCAUCUCGAGCUCCAUAGAAGAGAGGGAACUCCCAUCUUCGCUGCCUGGCCUUGGAGACACAGAGUCAGACAAUUUAAUGAAUCAGGUCCCCUCAAGACCUGCUUUCCACUGUAGGAAUAUGAAUGGAGACCAUGGAGGUUAUCCUCCUACCGGGGGGCUGACAGGUCAGCAGGGGGAGCUUGGCUGGGGCACAGGCCCUGAAGGAGAUGUUCCUCUGGAAAAUCACCAGCCAAACUUACCUUAUGACCUUGAAAAUGGUGACGGGAGUGAUGACCUUCCACCCCCAGAGGCUUGCCCAUCACCUGUGCCCCUUCCCCCUUCUGAAGACUGCUCCUUCCAGGAUUCCUCGAGUGAAACCUCUUCCAUGUGCUUCAGCCUGAGCGAAUCCCGCUCUGAGUCCCCCCCACCAUCUUCACCCCUGGCCAACGGAGACACUGAGGGAGAAGUGCUGCAGACUAAGAAAGGGCAGAAGAAGGCAGACAGGGUAGCCCCUAUCUCAAAGCACAAACUGAGAAGCAGAAUCAGGCCUCGCAUCGACAACAGGCCAGAAAACAGCCCCUCGCGUAUCCCCACCCCGGUCAGCUACAGAGAUCUGCAGGCUCACGACACUCUUUCCCCCUGCCACACCCCACCGCUGUCCCCUCAGAGCUCCCAUUCUACUGGUCGUCCGGCCACGUGCAAGAGCCUGCACCAGGCCUUUGCAGAUAUGAUCCAUACUCAGCCACGUUCCCCAGCCAUGGGCAACAAAGAUUGCUCCUACCCUGGACAGUCAGGAAGCCUGGACACUGAAGCUUGGAUGUAGCACAAAACUGAUGGGUAUGACACAGGGGGUUGUUGUCAUGAACUUUGACUACUGUGUAAAAAAAAACAGACUUAAGACUGGGCUAUAGACUGUUUUCAUUGCAUGUCAAACAUCACUUAGUUUCUCCCCUGUAUAACUGCGGGGGGUUCACAUUGCUUUUAUGUUGCACUCAAGCCAAAUUAUUUAUUACCAAAGGAAUGGUCUUUAAUACUACUUUUACUGUUGUUUUUUUUGUAUGCAUGGGGAUGCUUUUGCCAAUCAUGAGGUGUGUUUUCUUUCUUUUCUUCUUUUUUUUUUUUUUUUUGCAGGACA
Messenger RNA from Seriola dumerili (greater amberjack), 3881 nucleotides. RefSeq names its product growth arrest specific 2 like 1 (gene gas2l1). The transcript is spliced from 5 exons. Gene Ontology annotation, molecular function: actin filament binding; microtubule binding; cytoskeletal adaptor activity. Gene Ontology annotation, cellular component: cytoplasm; microtubule plus-end; stress fiber. Gene Ontology annotation, biological process: actin crosslink formation; microtubule bundle formation; regulation of microtubule polymerization or depolymerization. The record is from RefSeq and is a predicted model, not a curated record. NCBI's taxonomy places the organism in Eukaryota, Metazoa, Chordata, Actinopteri, Carangiformes, Carangidae. Bases 246 to 3569 code for a protein of 1107 amino acids.